GCGAGGAUAUUGAUUUCGAUUUAAAUAGCUUCGAAAAAUUGCAAGCGCGUUAGUGUUCGCAAUGCAGGAAAGGGGGAACUAGCUUUCCUUCCACACAAAGGUUAAAAACCUCGGUGACGACGACUUAUCGCGGCAAACGUCCUGAUUGUCCCUCUCUCUACCUUGUUCUCUCUUAUAUUAAUCAGACGGGAAAAGACGGCUUCAAAAAGAUCUACUAACCUGUCAAACUGUCCAAUGAUGAAGCCUUUUAAGCGAGUUCAGUCUACAACUUAUUUCGUAUAAUGAUAAACAUCUUGGGCUCAUAAGAAUACCGUGCCUCUUUCCAACUCGCGAUCUCUGACGUCAUUAGAAGUUUCUUGAUCUCACAAAAAUUUCCGAUGUGUGUUGCCUCUUGCAGUCUUUAGUAGGUGUUUAGAGCCUCCUUGUCCACCUGGUAAGAAGACAGACAAUCCGAGAGGUACUUGCUGUGUUUUUCCUUUCACCUACGGAGGAAAAACCUACAACGCUUGUACUAUGGACGAUCAUAGCGGAUUAUGGUGUUCACUUACUGCUGCUUACAGUGGAUCUUGGGCUAACUGCGUCGGCCCAUGCUACAGGAGGCCUUGUGAGAAUGGAGGAGUCUGUACAGAAACCAAAAAUGAUUCGUACAGUUGCGAGUGUGCCGUGGGAUAUUCUGGAGACAAUUGUGAAAUAGCGGGCCCAUGCGCCAGGAAACCUUGCCUAAAUGGAGGAAUCUGCACCGAAACAGGAAACAACUCACGCAGUUGCCAAUGUGCCGUUGGAUAUUCUGGAGAAAAUUGUGAAAAAAAGCUGCCAUGUCCACCUGGCAAAACAACCGACAAUCCGCAAGGUGCCUGCUGUUUUCUCCCUUUUACCUAUGGAGGAACGACCUACAACGCUUGUACCAUGGCCGCUCAUAGCCGAUUGUGGUGUUCGUUAACCGCUACUUACAGUGGAUCUUGGGCUAACUGCGUCGGUCCAUGCGACAACAACCCUUGUCUGAAUGGGGGAGCCUGUAAAGCAACCAAAAACGACUCGUAUACCUGCAAAUGUGCUUCAGGAUAUUUAGGAGGCAAUUGUGAAAUAGCGGGCCCAUGCGCUAAGAAACCUUGCCAAAAUGGAGGAAUCUGCACCGAAGCAGGAAACAACUCGCGCAGUUGCCAAUGUGCCGUUGGAUAUUCUGGAGAAAAUUGUGAAAAAAAGCUGCCAUGUCCACCUGGCAAAAAAACUGACAAUCCGCAAGGUGCCUGCUGUUUUCUCCCUUUUACCUAUGGAGGAACGACCUACAACGCUUGUACCAUGGCCGCUCAUAGCCGAUUGUGGUGUUCGUUAACCGCUAUUUACAGUGGAUCUUGGGCUAAUUGUGUCGGUCCAUGCGACAACAACCCUUGCCUGAAUGGGGGAGUCUGUACAGCAAACAGAAACGACUCGUAUAACUGCAAGUGUGCUUCAGGAUAUUCUGGAGGCAAUUGUGAAAUAGCGGGCCCAUGCGCUAAGAAACCUUGUCAAAAUGGAGGAAUCUGCAGCGAAACAGGAAACAACUCGCGCAGUUGCCAAUGUGCCGUUGGAUAUUCUGGAGAAAAUUGUGAAAAAAAGCUGCCAUGUUCACCUGGCAAAAAAACCGACAAUCCGCAAGGUGCCUGCUGUUUUCUCCCUUUUACCUAUGGAGGAACGACCUACAACGCUUGUACCAUGGCCGCUCAUAGCCGAUUGUGGUGUUCACUCACUGCUUCCUACAGUGGAUCCUGGGCUAACUGCGUCAGUUCAUGCGACAAGAAUCCUUGCCAGAAUGGAGGAGUCUGUACAGAAACCCAAGAUAAUUCGUAUAGCUGCAAAUGUGCCGAGGGAUAUUCUGGAGCCAAUUGUGAAGUUACUGCAGACGGGUGGAGGUCAGAGGGAUGCUUCAAAGUACUCAAGAAGGGAGAGAAAAUUGUCUUUGAUGAAAGAUUCGCAGACAUCAAGGCUGCAGGAGAAAUGAAGUGCGAUGUUAAAACGGCGUUUGAACUUUGUAAAGUUGCAGCGGAGGAGAAAGGUUACGAGAUGUUUGGCGUCUUAGGUGUUAGAGAAAUGAAGACGGGGAGAAGCUGAGUGAAGAAAAGCAUCAAUGCAAGAAAAUGUGUGAAUGAAAUGAAUAAAUAUACCCGAGAUUCCGUAGAAAAUGAGGUUAAUAUAGAAGUUUAGACUUAAUCUGAAUACCUUCCUUAUUUAACGAAGCAUGAAUUUUAAAUAUUUGUCGUAAAGUACGAAUGAGAGCUUAAACUUAUUAAGUGGUUAUAAAGACUUAAAUGCGUUACCUAUGUAAUAAAAGCUGCAUUUUCUAAUGUUAUG
Molecule: messenger RNA, 2328 nt
Organism: Pocillopora damicornis (cauliflower coral)
Lineage: Eukaryota; Metazoa; Cnidaria; Anthozoa; Scleractinia; Pocilloporidae
Biological process (GO): establishment or maintenance of epithelial cell apical/basal polarity; heterophilic cell-cell adhesion
Cellular component (GO): protein-containing complex; plasma membrane
Molecular function (GO): calcium ion binding
Source: RefSeq, a predicted model, not a curated record